AUAGAGGUUGAAUUAUUGUAACCUACCAACCGUAACAAUGAAGUUAGUGUCCCGAACAAUCUAUUAUAUGAUGGAGACAAGUACAAAUAGAAGUGAUUCCCUGUUGAAAGCAAAGCGGAGGAAAGUAAAAAAUGGGGGAAAAGAAAGAAGAAGGCCGAAAUAUGAGAGUAAUCCUUUUUCCUCUGCCGCUUGAAGGCCACACAAACCCAAUGAUUCACCUCGCCCAUAUCCUCUAUUCAAAAGGCUUCUCCAUCACAAUCAUACACACAACCCAUCUCAAUAACUCUCUCCUCCACCCUUCAAACCACCCCAUCUUCACGUUCCGGUCAAUUAUUCCCGACGAGGCCGAAACCAGUGGCGGCGGAGGCGUUAUAGAGCUCAUAACUUCGUUGAACAGGCGGUGCGUCGAGGCGUUCCGGAAGUGCGUGGCGGAGCUGGUGGCUGACGGCGGCAAGAUCGGGUGCGUGAUCACGGAUGCUCAUUGGCACUUCACUCAGGACGUGGCUAACGAGUUUGGGAUUCGGAGAAUUGUUUUGAGAACUGCAAAUAUCUCUGCGUUUUUGGGAUUGCUUGCUCUCCCUGCUUUGCGUCCAAAUUAUCUCUUGCCUUCUUCAGAAACAAGUUUGGAAGAUCCAGUACCCGAUUUCCUACACCUCAGAUUCAAAGACCUGCCGGCGAUGAAGGACCAAAAUCCCCAUCUCAUUGACCAACUCUUAUCUUCCAUCUUCAUUCAAACCAAAGCUUCCUCAGCCAUCAUCUUCAACUCCUUUAACGACCUCGAACUCGACCCCCUUCUCAAAUGCCGCCAACUCUUCAACCGCAUCCCAAUUUUCCCACUCGGACCUUUUCACAAACAACUUCCACUCACUCCUCAACCCCACUCCUCCCUCUCUUGGCUCAACUCAAAAACCCCCAAGUCCGUCCUCUACGUCAGCUUCGGCACCCUCGCCGCCGUUGACCCCCACGAGUUCCUCGAGAUCGCGUGGGGCCUGGCCAACUCCACUCACCCCUUCUUGUGGGUGGUCCGCCCCGGCAUGGUCAGUGGGUUCGAAUGGCUCGAGCCGCUACCGGAUGGGUUCGAGGAGAUGGUGGGUGAACGAGGGUUGAUCGUGAAAUGGGCGCCGCAGAGGGAGGUGCUGGCGCAUCCGGCGAUUGGGGGAUUUUGGACUCACAGCGGCUGGAACUCGACGAUUGAGAGUUUAUGUGAAGGGGUUCCGAUGUUGUGUUAUCCUUGCUUUGGAGAUCAGAAGGCUAAUGCCAGAUAUGUCACCCACGUUUGGAGAAUUGGAGUGAUGUUGGGUGAUAAACUGGAGAGAGGGGAAAUUGAAAAGGGGAUUUUGAAGUUAAUGGCAGAGAAGGAAAAUGGUGAAAUUAUGAAGAGGAUUAAGGAUUUGAAGGAGAAGGCUGAGUCCUGUAUCGAAGAAGGAGGUUCUACAUUCAAAUCACUAGAGAAUUUAGUCAAUUUUAUCCUUUAAAAAAUAAGUCUUAAGCUGGAAAUACGGGGCUGUUUUGAAUAUCUUGAAUUUAUACAUCACUUUAAACGACCAAAUAUGGAAUAUUGUGUUAUACAAACUCUAGAAGCACUGCUCAAUCUAUAAUAUGAUAUUAUUCUUCUUUAAUAA
Benincasa hispida (wax gourd) is the source of this 1622-nucleotide messenger RNA. Its product is annotated as UDP-glycosyltransferase 76B1-like. Gene Ontology annotation, biological process: salicylic acid mediated signaling pathway. The record is from RefSeq and is a predicted model, not a curated record. NCBI's taxonomy places the organism in Eukaryota, Viridiplantae, Streptophyta, Magnoliopsida, Cucurbitales, Cucurbitaceae. Gene Ontology annotation, molecular function: quercetin 7-O-glucosyltransferase activity; quercetin 3-O-glucosyltransferase activity.